AGGUGGGCCGCGAGAAGUACAGCACCUCGGUGGUGGAGAAGACGCAAGGCUGCCCGGAAUGGUGCGAGGAGUGCUCUUUCGAGCUGCCGCCUGGAGCCCUGGAUGGCCUGCUGCGGGCACAGGAGGCAGAUGGAGCUCCUGCGCCCUGGGCCUCGGGCCCCAAUGCCUCCUGCGAGCUGGUGCUCACCACCAUGCACCGCUCGCUCAUCGGUGUGGACAAGUUUCUGGGCCGGGCCACCGUGGCUCUAGACGAGGUCUUCCGCGCAGGCCGCGCCCAGCACACGCAGUGAUUCCAACUGCACUCCAAGCCUGGCAAACAGGAGAAGGAGCGUGGUGAGAUCCAGGUGACCAUCCAGUUCACACGCAACAACCUGAGCGCCAGCAUGUUCGACCUUUCCGCGAAGGACAAGCCCCGGUCUCCAUUCAGCAAGCUCAAGGACAAGGUCAAGGGCAAGAAGAAGUAUGAGCUGGAAUCUGCCUCAGCUAUUCUCCCAAGCAGCGCCCUGGAGGACCCUGAACUGGGCAGCCUGGCCAAGAUGGGCAAAGCCAAAGGUUUCUUUCUCCGCAACAAGCUACGCAAGUCCUCGCUCACGCAGUCCAAUACCUCACUGGGCUCUGACAGCACCCUGUCCUCUACGAGCGGAAGCCUGGUCUACCAAGGCCCUGGAGCCGAGCUCCUCACGCAGUCACCAAGCCACAGCAGCUGGCUGUCCACUGAAGGGGGCAGGGACUCUACACAGUCCCCCAAGCUGCUCACUCACAAGAGGACCUAUAGUGAUGAGGCCAGCCAGCUACGUGCAGCUCCUCCCCGGGCUCUUCUUGAGCUCCAAGGCCACCUUGAUGGUGCCUCCCGCUCUUCCCUCUGUGUCAAUGGGAGCCAUGUGUACAAUGAGGAGCCUCAGCCCCCCAUACGGCACCGCAGCUCCAUCUCAGGCCCCUUCCCACCCUCAAGCACCCUACACAGUGUCCCACCCCGGCCUUCUGAAGAGGGGCCUCGGUCCUCAGAUGACUCUUGGGGCAGAGGCAGCCGUGGCACCAGCAGCUCGGAGGCCGUGCCUGGACAGGAGGAACUGAGCACUCAGGCCAAAGUGCUGGCCUUAGGGGCCAGUUGCUCUGGAGCAGAAGAGGGCACCCGGCCUCCAGAGGGAAAGCCAGUCCAGGUUGCCACACCCAUGGUGGCAUCCUCUGAGGCUAUGGCAGAGAAGGAGCGGAAGCCCCGAAUGGGGCUUUUCCAUCACCACUACCACCACCAUCACCAGGGGCUGAGCCGCCGUGGCUCAGUUGGAGAGAAAGGGAGUCCUUCUCUGGGAGCCUCCCCCCACCACUCAUCCACCGGAGAGGAAAAGGCCAAGAGUAGCUGGUUUGGCCUGAGAGAAUCCAAGGAGCCAACUCAGAAGCCCAGCCUGGACGUGUCUCCUCAGAGCAACCCCUUCUUCGAGGAGCUCAAAGCCGACAUAGCACUAAAUUCUCCUUCACCUGCUCCCUCUCUCCCCAGUGCCUCGAGGGCCAGCCUGGCCCCCCUGGCCUCCCCUGGGAAAGCCCUGCCUGAGUGGGACGACACCUUCGACAUCUUUGCUGCUGGCAGGCUGCAGCCAGAGGCCGGGAGUGAGAUUCUGGCCCCUACAGAAAUGGGGCUGGAGGAGGAUGGGCUGCAAGACCCAGGCUCUGGGACCAUGGCAGUGAAAGCAACAGAGCCCCAGAGAGAAUCUGGGGGAGGAAGAGGUGGAAGCAGCAUAAGGCUGGAGCCCAGGGUGCCUGUGGACUCAGGCCUGGACCAGGCAAGCACAAGUGUGUCUGACCCAGGACCCCUUGAGUCUUCAGGGACUGGCCCAUCUUCCAGAGCAGCCCAUUUGCACCUGCGAGCCUCAGCCCCAGCCUCAGCCUCAACACCAGACCGGGAGCUUCCUGCCUCAGAAGUGGGAGCGGGGCAGAGUCCAGCAGACAGUGGGACAUCUCUGUUCAGCUCCCCAGAAGUGCUCAGUGUGUGGGAGAGACUUCCUGGUUCAGAUGACAUUCCUGGGGGCCAGGAUGAGGAGACUCCCCAAGAUGGAAGCCAGCUUUUCCAGGAGCUGAACACAGUGGAGGAUUCCUGGCCUUGGGAUGUGAUCACCAUUUCUCCUACAGCAGAGGUUGUUUCAUCCACCAUGCAGGGAGAAUCCGAUGAGGUGCCUCCUCCCCAGGUGCAGCCUGAAUCCCCAGCUGCUGUGCACCCCGUGGAGAGCGAGGGGCACCCUGCAUUGCAGUUGGAGCUAGAGCCUGAGCAGGGAUUGGAUGAGGGGCCAUGGCCUGGCCCACCACCUCCCAAGCCACCACGCCUCUUCACACCCACAAAUUCCCAGGUGGAGGAGGAGGAAGAGGAGGAAAAAGAGGAGGAAGAGAAUAGUGGGGGGCCAGGGGUAGAAGAAGACACCACCCCACGCGAAUUGGUUGUUGGUUCCCAAGACUCCAAGGAGGAGGGGGUAAAUCCAGAGUUGGAGGAAUUGCACAGCCUGCCCUCUGGGACCCUGAUGGGUGAGCCAGAACUUGAAGAGCUGGUCGGAGAUACUGGUGCUCCUGGGUCUGGGGCCUUUCCACCUAGUCCCACCAGCUGUCUUGAGGGGCCCAUCCCCAGAUCCCGUAGCUCACCCAGCUCAACUCUUCUGAGUCAGAAGGUCUGGGGGGCUUCAGAUACAGGUGAGAGUCUUGAAACCCAGAGCCAGGAGCUAGCCAAAGAGGGGUCUGAGCUUCUGUCAGCCACUCCUCAGCAGGCUGAUCUGUGGGCCUCAGAGGAGGAGGAAGAUGCCUUGAAUCCCUUCUUACGUCAGGAGAGCCAAGAUCCCCCCAGCCUCCCAUCCGCAUCACCACCAGGGUCAAGGGAGUCCCCUGUCCACUCCAGUCCAGAAGAGCUGCCCACACCCCCAGAGCCUGCCUUCACACCUCCCCUUCUCCCACCUUGGGCCAGCCACCGCCAUGGGGUACCAGGCCCUCCAUGCCCUCCCCUGCCUGUAGCCUGGCCCUUGACCUCUUCUUCCUCACCUCCCGAGGAGUCAGCUUCACCCCUUGGCCCCCUUGAGUUCUCCCCCACUGGGGGCUCCCCUACACCAUAUGGGGAAGACCGUGCUGCAGCCACCCCAGCCUCCCCGCUUGCGCUUCUGCCCUUGGAGACACGACCAGCUGAGGAGCCCCAGCUCAGUGGCAGUCCCCAUCCUGUGAAGCCCCUCAGCGCUGCCCCUGUGGAGCCUAGCCCUGAUAGAAAACAUCCCCGCACGAGCCUGAGCACAGCCCUUAGCAGCGGACUGGAGAAGCUCAAAACUGUCACAUCUGGCAGCAUCCAGUCUGUGGUUCCAGCAUCACAGCUUGGCCCAACUGUGGACACGAAGAGGCUGAAGGACUCUGCUCUCCUGGACCAGUCAGCCAAGUACUAUCACCUGACUCAUGACGAGCUCAUUGGCCUGCUCCUGCAGCGUGAGCGUGAGCUGAGCCAGAGAGACGAGCAUGUGCAGGAGCUGGAGAGCUACAUUGACCGGCUGCUGGUGAGGAUCAUGGAGACCUCGCCCACGCUGCUGCAGAUCUCCCCGGCCCCCCACAAGUAACCCUUUGCUCCAUCCCUGGCGGGCUGGUGAGGACCUGUGUAAUGCCCUCCACUGACCACUCUCACUUGAGUUGGGCACAGCCUGCUCUCAUGGUCACUCUGUGCUCCCCUCCCCAUCCUGCCCCUACUAGGGUUGCUGGAUGGGGCCCCUUUGAACUCCCCACUACAGCCCUGGGUCUUUCCUAUCUGCUCAUUUUACACUUGUAGCUUUGGGAGCCCCUUAGAGAAUUGGAACAAGGAUGUUAGCUGUCAAGAUGAAGCAGGAGUGAGCUGUGGGUUCUGGAGUGAGCUGUGGUAUCUAGGGCAACACUGGGAUUGCCAGCACAGGUUUAAUCACUCCAUGAGGUUGGUCAGUUGUUUUUUCUUGGCCGACCCUUAAUCUCCAUGUCCCUCUAGCACCUGGAGGUUCUCCUUGAAUUGACUGGGAUUGAGAUGGGGAUCAGGCUGCUUGCUUGUCUGUGCACUGUAGACAACCAGGGCACCUACACCUCAGCCUUGUGCCUGUGCCCUAAGAGUAGGGAGCCUGUGUGUUUUAGUCUUGUUUCUCUUUCUGUCUGGGCUGUGUGUGGAGCAUGUAUACAGUGUGGUGGGAGGGG
Cricetulus griseus (Chinese hamster) is the source of this 4167-nucleotide messenger RNA. NCBI's taxonomy places the organism in Eukaryota, Metazoa, Chordata, Mammalia, Rodentia, Cricetidae. The record is from RefSeq and is a predicted model, not a curated record.